AAUUUUAUGUAAAUGGAAUUCCAACCUUGUCCACUGUUGUGGUUGUUCCUUAUCGCAACCGUAUCGUAUUUGUGUACACAUCAUCGCACUGAUUUAAUUUCUUACAAUCUCAUAUCAACCAGGAAAGGGAAAGUCACAUCGUUCAGCAUGGAAAUGUUAACAGUCUAGUGUCACAAAAUGAAGCAAACCCUUUGAGCAAACAAUCGUAUCGGUUACAAUGGAAGGUGAUCCCAACUUAAAGUCGGACCAUGCCGAGAUUCGUUCCUUCGUCCUGUUCAAAAACUUUACCCAGCGAACCGUGGAAAUAUACUGGGUAAAUUACUCCUCGAAAUUCAUUCACUAUUCCGCGCUUGAGGCAGCAGCCCAGGUUCCGGUCAACACGUACGUUACCCACCCGUGGGUGUUCAUCGAUAAGUCCACCGGUGAACGCAUGCUGGUAAAGAAUCAACCGGUCUACUAUCCGGAACCGUGGUACAGCAACAUCGAUGCCAAUGGAAAACUAACCCGAAUCGAGGUGCAGAUACACUAUCCUCUGCGCAUUCUGAGAGAUAUCUGCGCUUGGAAGAUAUUCGCCUCGCUGAAGGACAAGAAGCGGUUUGUUGAUCUGGAACUUCCGAAGGUGCUGACCGAGGAGCUGCGGGAAUGUUAUAAUCUCUUUUUAAUGUCUAACAAGCUAGUGCAGUAAACAUGGUGAUAUUAUUAAUUUUCUUUAUGCCAUUUCAUAGCUAAUAAAUAUAUUGUCGCAAAAA
Messenger RNA from Topomyia yanbarensis, 749 nucleotides. It is a transcript of the gene Vhl, whose product is annotated as protein Vhl. The transcript is spliced from 2 exons. The record is from RefSeq and is a predicted model, not a curated record. Bases 218 to 685 code for a protein of 155 amino acids. NCBI's taxonomy places the organism in Eukaryota, Metazoa, Arthropoda, Insecta, Diptera, Culicidae.